Messenger RNA from Debaryomyces tyrocola, 525 nucleotides. The record is from the annotation of a GenBank genome assembly. Lineage: Eukaryota; Fungi; Ascomycota; Pichiomycetes; Serinales; Debaryomycetaceae.
AUGUGGUUUAGUUCGUACUUUUUACCACUUAUUCUUCUAAUAAGUACAUCCGAAAAGUCACUAGUAUUGUCCUGUUCGGGGGACGUUUUACCCUACGAUAAGUUAGAUGUUGACGAUUGGAUAAUUUCCAGUAAAUAUAUUGAAAGAAGAUAUCCAUAUUUUACAUUUUCCUGCAAUUCUACUAUGUGCUCCGUAAGAGAAAUGGACUACUUGUUUCAUGAUAUCGCUUACACAUUUCGCAUCAAAGACAUUGUGAAAUCGUUAAUGUUUAUGUACGGUUCUGAUUAUAUUGAACUAGUUGAGUACGACGAAACUGGACUUGGAGACAGCUAUAGUGAUGGUGAUGAUGAUGACGAUGAUGACGAUGGCUAUGGCGAGAGUACAAAAUCAGGCACGGCAAGUGAUAAUGGUAAUGAUGAAGAUGAUACUAAGAGUUCGGCAAAUAAAAGUCGAUCCAACUCCCUUUCUCCUCAAAUUUAUAUUACCUUAUUACUCUGUCUCUUGACUAUAUGCAAUUACUCCUAA